Messenger RNA from Symbiodinium sp. CCMP2592, 3891 nucleotides. NCBI's taxonomy places the organism in Eukaryota, Dinophyceae, Suessiales, Symbiodiniaceae. The record is from the annotation of a GenBank genome assembly.
AUGGCUCUAAUUGACAGUGAGGCUUCGCUCAAACAGAGGUGCCUGCCCAUCGAGGGGGACGACUCGCUUUUCGAGUCUCUGAAGGCCAAUGGAGUGAAGACGCUGCGUCAGUUAGCAUUUGCACUUGGGAGCCCCCAAACGCCCCCAUCGGAUGAUGCGCUGAGGGACCUUGCGGCUAAAGUAUACAAAUGUGCCGAGGGUACUCAGCCGACGAUCGGACAGAUUGCGAACGUUCGCAUGCUUAUCUUUGAAGCCUCUACACUGGUGGUGGCACAGUUGCGAGCCCAGGCGACAGCGGAUGAUUCAGAUCUUGCUGGUCGUAAGUUGCCGCAUGUUGAAAAGCAGGCACGUUUGACUUCGCAAAAGUCCCGACUGCCCGGGCUUCUGAUAGAGGGGGAGCUGCAGCCCAGCUACGCGCUGGUGGAUGCUUGUGCCCUCAUGGCCGAAUCCAACAGCAUCACUUGGAUCAGCCCCUCGCGUUGCACAAAGCGUGAUGCUGAGGUGCAACAACUAGGGAAGGAGAAAACCUCGUUGGUCCAAAUUGAAGCAGGCACCUUGAAGGUUAGUGCAAGCAACAAGUUACCUGAUGCUGAUGCCACCACUGCCUUGCAACUUCUUUACUGUUUCCAGAGACGAGGUUUGGCUUUGGAUCAGUGUAGCCUCAUCGGCUGGUCGGACCAUGAGUGGUACGUACAGAGCCUUAUGUCCUAUCUUCAUGGAGAGCCAGUGUCCGGGGCCAGGCCCGCGAUUGCCCAAGUCAUCAGGGCAGACCGGGAGGCUUGGACAUUGAUGAGCCGUGAGAUUGAGGGACCGAUCGGGGUAAAAGAUGCGGCUGGCGAGCUGGUGAUGGCGGCUGCUUUGAGGCGGCUGGCCAAAGACCCUCGCGUAGUCGUUCACCUUGUCACGGCGCCGCAACCUCAGAGAGUCGCUCCACCGCCUUCCAUCCCUUCCGAUGCAGCUGCUGCCGCAGCAUUGGCUGAGAAGGCUAACAAGAAGAAAAAGCGCAAGCGUCUUACAAACCUUGUGCCAGAGUCUUUGAAAGGAUGUGUCACCAAGAUCAAGGGGCCUAUCUGUUGGUCCUUCAACCUCGCUGAGGGGGAUAUCAUGUUUGUGCCGGAUGCCACAAGGCCGGCCACAGCUUCCCAAGUUGCCGAAAAGGAGGCUCGUGACGGUGAAGCUUCGCGAGCCUCGAGUGAUGUGGAGUCCCUUGCCGCGUCCAUUUUGCAAAUGACCGGUCCUUUCGACCAAUCUUCGCUGUUGCAGCUGAUUGAGCUGCUACCAAUGCAGAACCCUCCACGGGGGAAGGUUGGACGCUCCUUCGGUGCUGGGGCGUAUGCACAAGGGGGCCUUUACGGCCUUCAUUCCAAUACGAACCUUUUUCCAAACGUGUGUGCUGUCUUCGCGGCACACCUACGGAGGUUUGCUCCGGGCGAGUUCUUUACAAGCUUUAUUAUCCUAGAUGACUGUUCUUCCGAGGUGCAUCGCGAUUCCAACAACGACGACUCCUGCUGCAACAUCCUGCUGAAGUUGUCCGAAUUCCAAGGAGGGGCCGUGUGGGUUGAGGGUGAUGGCGACAUUGAAAUGACUGAUCCUAAAGGACGUGUCUUGAAGGGUCAUGCGAUUCCCUGGGAGGAUAAUAAAAUCACUUUGGAUGCAAGGAACUUGUUUCAUGCUACGCUCCCCUGGACGGGGCGGCGUCUCGUGCUGGUCGGAUACACUGUCAGGGACUUCCAAAAAGUGUCAAGCGAUGAUCGGCAGAGGCUGCUUGAUCUCGGCUUCCAGUGUGCAUCACAAACCGAUAGAUCCAGAAGCCCGGUGCCCGCCGAUGCUCCGGUAAAUCUGGGACAUGUCGGAGAAUACCUGUUUCUUGAGGUGAACGGUUUGCCCGGUCUUUUCGGUCAGCGGGUCAUAGCCAAAGUCAAAGCUUCCCUUCUCCAGUCUGGGGUUCAGGAAUUCGCAACGGUCUCUCAAACCCGAGAGUCCGAUUCCACCUUCGAUGGUCGACUGGCUUUGAACGCAUUGCCGCGAGGACGGCGCAACCCACCUUUGGUGCAUGAAUUUGUGUCUUUCAAGUUUGUGGCUGUGCCUGCUGACCCUCCUUCAACCGAUGCAUCUUUGCUCGAUGGACUGCCUAAAGGGUCUCGGGUCUUGUCUCGCCUGACCUUUGAUAGGGGUUAUGAAGAGGCUUGUAAGACCCUGAUCAUUUCCUCUAGUGAAGUUACAUUGGCGGAUGGCAAAUCAGAGUUGCUUGAGGGUGAGUUGGUAAAAAUUGGCCUGCCUUCCGAGCCCGAGGCAUUCGUGCAACGAGCAGUGCAAGCCGGCCACCCUAGGGACGGAAGUGCACAUGUGUCAAAGCUGGUCAUACAGUCAAUCAAAGCAAACUUUAGCGAUCCGCCAGCGCAAACCGUGACCUCUAGGGUUGCUGCUCUAAAGCAUUGGACUACCAGAGCCAAACAGUUAGAGCAAAAAGAAGAGGAGUUACACCAGAGUUUGCCAGAGCACCUGCGUUCGCUGCUGGAGGGCAAGCGGCUACUCUUGUGGCAGGAAAUGCACAAAGCGGCUGGAUCACCAGACGACCAGCUAAUCUCCCACAUGUGUGAGGGAUUUAGGUUGUCGGGUUGGUUGUCGCAGGGUCUAAAUCAGUCGACGGCCGAGAAAAUGCGCGUCCGGCAGGAUGAAGACUUGGAAAGGGCAACAUGGCUAGUGCGCGUCAUAGAUGACGCCAGUAUAUGCGGUAUCAACGCGCUACGCAUCAACGAUGGCAAGUUGCCUGCGUGCAAGGGCGAGGCGGAGCCCAUGAUCAUGGGUGCGAACUCCUUGCCGUUCGGUGCAGUGGGCAGUGUUGCGGCUUUCCUCCGCAUCUCGUUGAGCAUAUGGCUGAUAGGCAUGAGGCUGUUCAGUAUUUUCUGGACAGCCUUUUUCGACGACUUCGGAGUCACGACUCGAGAUGAACUUGUUGCCAACACCGACUCCUGCAUAUGUGCCAUCUUUGAUCUCCUCGGAGUUGACUUUGCUCGGGAAGGCAAGAAAGCACCACCGUUCUCUCGAGAAUUUAAGCUGUUGGGAGUCAAAGUGGAUUUGAAUGAUGCCCCUCGGGGAACUGUGAGGAUCGGGAACACUGCCGAGCGCCGAGAAGAGCUGAGUGUGUUCAUCGAAAGCAUCUUGAACGCCAAUUGUCUUGACCUCAAAACUGCUGAAAGGCUCAGAGGCAGGUUGGUGUUCUUCGAGGGGUUUGUUUUCGGACGAAUGUCGAACUCGUCCAUCCGAACGGUGGACCGUGCAGCCAGAGCGGGGCUGACUACGAAGAGUUUGCCUGAAGAUGUUAGGAAGAGUCUUGUUGUCAUUCGCGAGAGGCUGAGGGUGGCUGAGCCUGUGACCAUUGCUACAAAAAACCAUCAGUCUUGGCUCAUCUUCACAGAUGGAGCCUGCGAAGGCGGGAAAAAGCUGGGAUCCAUUGGAGGAGUGAUCGUGGGCCUUAAUGGCCGUCCGAUAUCCUUCUUCAGUGAGCAAGUCCCGCAGGACAUUAUGAGGAUCUUGCUGCGAGACUCGCAGAACCCUAUUUUCGAGCUUGAGCUUCUGCCCGUCCUACUUGCGUAUAGGCUCUGGGGCCAGUGGUGCAGAUUUUCUCAAGCUGUUUUUUAUGUGGACAACGAAGGUGCUCGCCAUUCGAUAAUAGCCGCGGGCGGAGGCGCUGCACUCGCUCGUGUGAUUAUCGAUGGCAUCCUCUCAAAGGAGACAUCCCUUCAAAUCCACGCAUGGUACGCUCGUGUACCUACGCACAGCAACGACUCCCCCAGCAGGGGUGAGUACGAGGGUCUCUUGAAUAUUGGAUGCUCGAGGCUUCGCGUUGACUGGGAUGCGGUGGCACGGCAGUAUUUUCCAUUGGGGUGA